Leptonychotes weddellii (Weddell seal) is the source of this 710-nucleotide messenger RNA. The record is from RefSeq and is a predicted model, not a curated record. Lineage: Eukaryota; Metazoa; Chordata; Mammalia; Carnivora; Phocidae.
AAAGACUAACAGUUUUGGAGUGAUGGACAAGGUUCAAAGUUCUUUCACCUUUCUAGUUUUGUUUUUAAUGGAAUGCCCACUUCUUUUAUGCUUGCCUUAUGGAGGUGAGUUCCAACCAGUUGAACUAGCAACAGACUUAAUGGGUAGCUUCAACCAUUUUAUAAUUGCGUGUGUAGCCUUUAGCAUUGCCCUGAUAUGUGGAAUCGCUAUUUCCUAUGUGAUAUAUCGGCUGGUCCAGGCUGAGGAAAGACAGCAACUGGUGUGGCUUUGUAACAAUGUCAGGACACCGUUCCUGGGAGAUGAUGACGAUGAUGUCGACGACGACAAGGAGGACUCGGAGGAUGAGAGCUUGGAUGAAUCCGCCUACCUACUUCCAGAGAAUGAGGAGGAGCUCGAAAACUUCAUUCACUCAGUUAUUAGAUCCAAAAGAAGAAAGCAUAUGGUAAACAAGAGAUUGAAGAAAGAACAAGAUUUAUUAAUGGAAACAAAAAGAGGGAAUUCUAUGCACAGUAUAUUCUCAGAGGAUCUAUGAGAGCAAACGAAAGAGAUGCAGGACGUGCCAGCCCGUGGGGAGCCAACAGUUGCAAGGACAGCCCACGACUGGGGACCUGAGCAUGACUUACUCCUGGAGAGCUCUGUUCAGAGCACUCUAAAGAAGAAAACUAGAAGUAUAUAACAGAAAAUAAAUUCAUAUGUGCAAUGAUUCUUGA